UAUACCACCCCCAGUCUUCCCCGCCUGGGAAAAACCCUAGUUCACAGCCGCAGCAGCAGCAGCAGCAGCUAAGGUUUAGUGGUGCUUAGGAAGUGGUUGCUACAAUGUCUCCAGCUAGAGCUGAUGCUUCCAAAAAGCCUGAUGCAAAGGCACAAGCCCAGAAGGCUGCCAGGGCUGUGAAAUCAGGGCCAACAUUUAAGAAAACAAAGAAGAUCCGUACAAAGGUUACAUUUCACCGUCCCCGGACAUUGAAAAAGGAGAGAAACCCCAAGUAUCCACGCAUCAGUGCAACUCCUAGAAAUAAGUUGGACCACUAUCAGAUUCUGAAGUACCCACUUACUACUGAGUCUGCAAUGAAAAAGAUUGAGGACAACAAUACCCUGGUGUUCAUUGUUGACAUUCGUGCUGACAAGAAGAAAAUCAAAGCUGCAGUCAAGAAGAUGUAUGACAUUCAGACCAAGAAAGUGAACACUUUGAUCAGGCCUGAUGGAACUAAGAAGGCAUAUGUCAGGCUGACUCCUGAUUAUGAUGCAUUGGAUGUGGCAAACAAGAUUGGCAUCAUAUAAAUUUAUGGUUUUGUAGUUAUUUGAUUUGAUGAGCAAAGUACUGUUGACAGUUUUGUUAGGAGCAAUGCAGUCGGAUAGUACUCCAAUGUUAUGUUUAUUUUUUUUCAAUAUAUGCUGAGAACUGUUUUCCUGUUA
Populus nigra (black poplar) is the source of this 701-nucleotide messenger RNA. Its product is annotated as large ribosomal subunit protein uL23-like. Gene Ontology annotation, cellular component: ribosome; cytosolic large ribosomal subunit. The transcript has 4 exons. NCBI's taxonomy places the organism in Eukaryota, Viridiplantae, Streptophyta, Magnoliopsida, Malpighiales, Salicaceae. Gene Ontology annotation, molecular function: rRNA binding; structural constituent of ribosome. Bases 105 to 566 code for a protein of 153 amino acids. Gene Ontology annotation, biological process: ribosomal large subunit assembly; translation. The record is from RefSeq and is a predicted model, not a curated record.